AUGCCCAGAGAUAACCCCGCUGGUAAAACAAGCGUGUUCUGGGACGUGGACGAUUUCCCAGUCCCCGAUGGUCGCAAGAUUCGUGACAUUGUCGAAGAUACUCUAAGGAACAAGGGUUAUACGGGUGAGGUGUCAAUCACGGCUUAUGGUGCCAAGGAUCCGUUCUCGCCUGAAGAAACCGCCGAGGCUCGACUCACCUUCGUAGAGAGAAUUGAUAAGUACUGGAGACUUCAUAAGAUGUUCGUAGACAUUGCUUGGUGGACUACGGAAGCUCCCCGCCCCUGUUUUACCGGAUCAAAUGUGAUGGUAGUCGCAAAAAACAUCAAGGCAGAUACGGAGUUCGUCUCUUUUCUUCGUGGUCUAUAUUUCGGUUUAGGUUUCAAUGUUCUCUUGGUGGUGCCUGAUGAUUGCGAACCAGAACAAGUGCCACUUCCUCGUGUGAGGCUAAUAUGGUACUGGAAAAGCUUUGUACAAGGAGGAGAACCUCUCCCCAGAGCCGAAUUAGAAGCCCUAGUAGCUCGAGGAAAAGACGCCUUGUUCUUCGUAGAGCCAGACGAAGACGAUUGA
This is a messenger RNA of Microthlaspi erraticum, 567 nucleotides long. The record is from the annotation of a GenBank genome assembly. NCBI's taxonomy places the organism in Eukaryota, Viridiplantae, Streptophyta, Magnoliopsida, Brassicales, Brassicaceae.